UCAACGCCUUUGCGUUUACCGUUCCCUCCGUUUUCCCCUUCAGGGUUUUUGCUUCCGCUUUUACUCUCCCAUUUCUCUGGUCAGCCCUCUUCUUCUUCUUCACUUUCUUCCUCGAUUUUCUCGGGAAAGUGUCGGAAAAUUUCCGAAAUUGGAUGAACUGUUCGCUCUCUGCUUCAGGACGAGGAGUUUGUUUUCGCUUUGAGUUUGAAUUGGAACAGGGGAAUUGCACAUGGAUGUAGCUUCCUAUGCAUAAUCUUCACCGAAUUUUCGGUCGUAGGAAUAAUUCUUCGGCUCCGAUGGACCCGAGCCGGAGUAAUGGCCUCGCGACGCGGCGGCUCGAGCGCCGGGACGCGUUGAAGCGUGUCGACUACGACGCCGCGUCGUCUUGUUCCUCCGCCGAGGAUCUUUCCGUGUCUCCGCCAGCUUCUUCCCUCUUCACACGCUCUCUGGAUCUUCCUCCUCCGACCAGCUUCAGAAUCGGCGGCGGAGAGGGCGAGAUGGAUCGGAUUUGCCAGACGCUUGGGAUUUCGAGCCCCGAUGAUUUCGGUAUCCCUCUCGAGAUGUGGGAAGCGAGCAGGAAGCGCUCGUCGUCCGAUCUUCUCCCGAGGAUCAAAUCUAUGGGGCUCGAUAGUCAACAAGUUCCGGCGGAGGAGGUGAGUGAAGGAGGCUCUUGUCGUGCUGUUGCUGGUAGUUCCGCGGAUGGGGAAGAUACUGAGGCGGCGCGUCCCGAGUCGAGUAAGUUGAACGAGCCUUGUGAUUGUAGUACCUCUGGACGUGGUGAUUCUCGUGACGAGGGACUUGAAGGUGGUUCGAGUCAUGUAGGCCUAACUCGGACCGGCGUGGUCGAGUCCACAAGGUCUUCUAUCCCUGCUACCAGCGGCGGGAUCAAGGGCAUAAGACCACCACCGGUGCUGAAGCCUCCUCCGGCGAUGAAACUGCCACCUAUCGAUAUGAGUUGGUCUUCUUGGGAUAUCUUGAGGGACUUUGCACCUAAUAGCGUACCAGGACGUUUCCCCGAGGUGAAUCAGCGUCCGGUGUCCUCAUCUUCUUCUGACCAUAGCGAUGACGAAAAUGAAGCAGAUGAAGCAGUGUUUGAAGAAACAGAGAAGAGAGAAACAGAAGCAGAUAGACAUGACAAAGCUAUUGUUCUCCAGUCUGGAGACGCGGUUGACGAAUCACGCUUGUUCACUACAAACGACUGUGACACUCCGAGCACAAUGUCUAAUACUUCACCAAAUUAUCCAUCCAUGCCCAUCAUCACGGAUUGGCAAAAGGGUCAGCGUCUGGGACAAGGGUCGUUUGGCACCGUCUAUGAAGGAAUUGCUGGAGAUGGAGAUUUCAUUGCCAUCAAGGAAGUCUCGUUACUUGAUCAAGGAAGUCAGGCUCAAGAAUGCAUACAACAACUUGAACGGGAGAUCGCAAUUCUGAGUCAGCUUAACCAUCCAAACAUUGUGCGGUAUCGUGGUACAUGCAGGGAUGGAUCAAAUCUGUACAUUUUUCUGGAGCUUGUAAAAGGGUCCCUUCUAAACCUAUACAGGACUUAUCAGCUUGGGGACUCCCAGGUAUCUGCAUACACUAGGCAAAUUCUUUGUGGUUUGAAGUUUCUCCAUGAUCGAAACUUUAUCCACCGGGACAUUAAAUGUGCAAAUAUACUAGUGGAUACAGAUGGGUCGGUAAAACUUGCAGAUUUUGGAUUGGCAAAGGUGACGAAAUUGAAUGAUAUUAAGUCCUGCAAGGGAACUCCAUUCUGGAUGGCUCCAGAGGUGAUAAAUAGGAAGACGAACGAUGGCUAUGGGUGUUCUGCCGACAUAUGGAGCCUUGGCUGCACCGUGUUGGAGAUGCUGACGGGUCAAAUCCCGUACUCUGAUCUCGAACAAGUUUCAGCUCUGUUUAGGAUCGGAAAAGGCGUUCUUCCAUCAGUGCCUGACACUCUUUCGCCAGAGGCUCGGGAAUUUAUCUUCCGGUGUCUGAAAGUGAAGCCCGAGGAGCGGCCAACUGCCACUGAGCUCCUAAACCACCCAUUUGUCAGAAGGCCGUUACAACCAGCCUCCUCUGGCUCUGGCUCUGGCUCUGCCUCUCCACAUCUUCGUGGUCGAGUCUAAUUCCUUAUGUCCAGGAUUUCGGCUUUCCACUUCUUCAGAACUGAUAUUUUUCAGGUAUCUGCGAGACAGGGGAAGACCCGUUUUUUAUAAUCGGGUUUGGGAUUAGGACCGAUUCGAAUCCAAAACGUUUGGCACAGUUCUAAACUGCAUUCAGGUUCGAAGCCAUAAGACAAGAGCGGAAACUAGUUCUGUUCUUAGAUUUAUUUGUGUUGUUGUACACAUGUUUUUUGCAAUGUUGUGUUUUGCGUUGUUAGCCAAAGGUUGGAACUUUAAUAUGGGGGGCAGAGAGAAGAGUCCAUUUUCUUUCUUAGUGAUUAUUUUUCCUCUGUUAAAGAGGAGGGAGGAGGAAAAAAAAAUUGAGUGAGAUUGUUAGCUGGGUGUGUUUUAUUUUUAUUUUUUUAAUUUUUGUAUAUGCUUUGUAAUCUUGUAAUCAUCCUUGAAUCAUUGUUGAAUGUAUGUACUAUAUUAUAUUUAUACA
Tarenaya hassleriana is the source of this 2580-nucleotide messenger RNA. RefSeq names its product mitogen-activated protein kinase kinase kinase 1-like. Gene Ontology annotation, molecular function: ATP binding; protein kinase activity. NCBI's taxonomy places the organism in Eukaryota, Viridiplantae, Streptophyta, Magnoliopsida, Brassicales, Cleomaceae. The transcript is spliced from 10 exons. Bases 246 to 2102 code for a protein of 618 amino acids. Gene Ontology annotation, biological process: protein phosphorylation. The record is from RefSeq and is a predicted model, not a curated record.